Messenger RNA from Helicoverpa armigera (cotton bollworm), 992 nucleotides. RefSeq lists its product as uncharacterized. Lineage: Eukaryota; Metazoa; Arthropoda; Insecta; Lepidoptera; Noctuidae. The record is from RefSeq and is a predicted model, not a curated record. The transcript has 2 exons. The coding region runs from base 100 to 894 and encodes 264 amino acids.
CCGAUCAAUUAGUAUCUGGUUUACACAUUAGAGGCAAACUAUAUAAAUGACUGCCGUAAUUAUAAGUUUUCAUUGUUUUAAGAGAAUUGCUUGAACACUAUGCGGCUAUUGGUAAUCGUGUCACUGGCGGUGCUGGCGAGCGUCAGCGCGCACCCGCACUCCGGCGAGGCCCGCGUGCACUGGCCGACAGACCAACCCGGCGAUGUCGGCUACACUCACCCCGCAAGACACCAUCCCUCCGCUCACGACCAACACAAACAUUCACGCGGCGACGAUGACGACAGUCACUCAGUUCACGAUAAUGACGAGAGCCAUUCAGGCGGCCACAGCGACGACAGCCGGUCAGACGAUAACCACGAUAAGCAAUAUGGUGGCGAUAACGACGACCACCACUCAGGUGCCGAUAACGAUGACAAUUUGUCCGACCAUAACAUUGAUGAAGAUCAAUCAGAAGAUAAUAAUGACAGACCCCGAGGUGAUUCUAACGGUCCUCAAGGAGACAUUGAAGGUCCUCGAAAUUAUAUUCACGAUCCUCGACAUGGUAUCGGCAGGCCAACAGGUCAUGAUGGCGAACCCCGACGUGAUGUAAGAGGACCCAGAAGAGACAUCUACGGACAUGGAGGUAAUAUCGACGGACCCCAAAAUGACGUUGACGGACCCCAAAAUGAUAUCGAAGGACCCCAAAAUGAUGUCGAAGGACCUCAAAAUGAUGUCGACGGACCCCAAAAUGAUGUCGAAGGACCUCAAAAUGAUGUCGAAGGACCCCAAAAUGAUGUCGAAGGACCUCAAAAUGAUGUCGACGGAAGCGAAAAUGAAGGUGUGAAUGAUGACAAUGGUGAGAAUCAAUCCGAGAAUGAUGAUAAUGGUAGCCAUGGUUACGACGCGCAUCCCUGAGACUACCGCAAGGGCCUCUCCGUUCGUCUCGAUUUGUAUUUACUUCUUCAGUCAAUAUUUGUAUGUUUUUGAUAAAUAAAAAUUGAUUACAUAACAAA